Macrobrachium nipponense is the source of this 716-nucleotide messenger RNA. It is a transcript of the gene mago, whose product is annotated as protein mago nashi homolog. Bases 127 to 570 code for a protein of 147 amino acids. The transcript is spliced from 4 exons. The record is from RefSeq and is a predicted model, not a curated record. NCBI's taxonomy places the organism in Eukaryota, Metazoa, Arthropoda, Malacostraca, Decapoda, Palaemonidae. Gene Ontology annotation, biological process: RNA splicing. Gene Ontology annotation, cellular component: catalytic step 2 spliceosome; exon-exon junction complex; nucleus.
GACGGCUGCACCCAUGCGAGCUGCGAGCAAGAAUUCGGGGCUUCCGUCAUUUCGCACCAGUAAACAAGUUGAUAGACGUAUCGCAUCUCUUUGCCGACAAACACACAUAUCCACUGUCUUUUAAACAUGUCCAGCGGCGAUUUUUACAUUCGAUACUACGUCGGACAUAAAGGAAAAUUCGGCCACGAGUUUUUGGAGUUCGAAUUUAGACCAGAUGGCAAACUUCGUUAUGCCAAUAACUCGAAUUACAAGAAUGAUGUCAUGAUCCGAAAAGAGGCCUACGUUCAUCGUUGUGUGAUGGAAGAGCUGAAGAGAAUUAUUGAUGAUUCUGAAAUCAUGCAAGAAGACGAUGCUCUCUGGCCACAACCUGAUCGUGUUGGAAGACAGGAACUGGAGAUUGUAAUUGGCGAUGAACACAUUUCUUUCACUACAUCAAAAAUAGGCUCACUUGUUGAUGUUAAUAAUUCAAAAGAUCCUGAUGGCUUGAGAUGCUUCUACUACCUUGUACAAGAUCUGAAGUGUCUUGUCUUCUCAUUGAUUGGCCUUCACUUCAAGAUCAAGCCCAUUUAAAAAGUUAUGGGAACUUGUGUGCAUUGAGAAAAGUCUCACUUUUAUUUUCACAUGAUAGAUGUGUCUUUGGUUUUACACUAUAUUUUGUAUGAUUACCAUCUCUUGAGAAUGAAAUAUUAAGUCCUGAAAUACAUGUUUUAAUAUUA